This is a messenger RNA of Tinamus guttatus (white-throated tinamou), 582 nucleotides long. NCBI's taxonomy places the organism in Eukaryota, Metazoa, Chordata, Aves, Tinamiformes, Tinamidae. The record is from RefSeq and is a predicted model, not a curated record.
AUGGGGGUCCCGGGCUCCUCACGCCCUCCUGGAUCACGGGGUCCCUGUAACCCGGGUGCGCGGGCUGGGGGUCCCCGCUGCCCCCGGGCCGUGGUGCUGAGGCCGCGCGCAGUGCCCGUGUCGGCGGCUGCGGCCGCGGCGCCUGCCGAGGGGGCCAUGUCCAACGGGGUCUACGUGCCCCCGAGCGCCGCCAACGGGGAUGUGAAGCCUGUGGUGUCCACAACGCCGCUCGUGGACUUCCUCAUGCAGCUGGAGGACUACACGCCCACGAUCCCAGAUGCCGUCACAGGCUAUUACCUGAACAGGGCAGGGUUUGAAGCCUCUGAUCCUCGCAUCAUUCGUUUGAUCUCGCUGGCUGCUCAGAAGUUUAUUUCUGACAUUGCCAAUGACGCGCUGCAGCACUGCAAGAUGAAGGGAACAGCCUCUGGCAGCUCCCGUAACAAGAGCAAGGAUAAGAAGUACACGCUGACUAUGGAGGAUCUGACGCCGGCACUUGCAGAAUAUGGCAUCAAUGUCAAAAAGCCACAUUACUUCACAUAAAGACUGAGGAUGUGAGACUGAGCUCUUUUGUAGAGCUGUUUC